CGCCAUUUGGCGACACGUGCGCCGGGCGGCGGCGCGGCCGACAUGGCGUCGCCCUUCAGCGGGGCGCUGCAGCUGACGGACCUGGACGACUUCAUCGGGCCGUCUCAGGACUGCAUCAAGCCCGUGAAGGUGGAUAAGAAGCCGGGAAGUGGCGCGGCUAAGAUCCACAUUGAAGACGACGGAAGUUACUUCCAAGUGCAUGCUGAUGGUGGGACCCAGAAGCUGGAGAGAGCCAAGGUCUCGCUCAAUGACUGCCUGGCGUGCAGCGGCUGUGUCACCUCCGCAGAGACCGUCCUCAUCACCCAGCAGAGCCACGAGGAGCUUCGGAAAGUUCUGGAUGCUAAUAAGACAGCAGCGCCCGGUGAGCAGCGGCUGCUGGUGGUGUCAAUCUCUCCUCAGUCCACGGCGUCCCUGGCAGUGAGGUUUCAGCUGGAUCCCACAGACACUGCCAGGAAAUUAACUUCGUUCUUUAAGAAAUUAGGGGUGCACUACGUAUUCGACACCGCCUUCUCCAGGAACUUCAGCCUCCUGGAGAGCCAGCGAGAGUUUGUGCGGCGAUUCCGACGCCAGGCUGACUCCAAAGAGGCCUUGCCCGUACUGGCUUCUGCCUGCCCAGGUUGGAUCUGCUACGCCGAGAAGACGCACGGCAGCCUCGUCCUCCCCUACCUCAGCACGGUGCGCUCUCCCCAGCAGGUCAUGGGCGCCCUGGUCAAGGACUUCUUCACGCAGCAGCAGCACCUGACCCCGGACAAGGUCUACCACGUCACGGUGAUGCCCUGCUAUGACAAAAAGCUGGAAGCAUCUAGACCCGACUUCCUCAGCCGGGAGCACCUGGCUCGGGAGGUGGACUGCGUGCUCACCACAGGGGAAGUCUUCCAGCUGCUGGAGGAAGAGGGGGUCUCGCUCUUGGAGCUGGAGCCAGCCGCUCUGGACAGCCUGACCGGCGGCACGUGUGAAGAGCCCACCAGCCACCGGGGCGGGGGGUCCGGAGGGUACCUGGAGCACGUGUUCCGCUACGCAGCCCAGGAGCUCUUUGGGAUCCACGUGGACGAGGUCACCUACAGACCUCUGAGGAACAAGGACUUCCAGGAGGUGGCCCUGGAGAGGGAGGGCCGCGUGCUGCUGCACUUCGCCACGGCCUAUGGCUUUCGCAACAUCCAGAACCUCGUACAGAAGCUGAAGCGGGGCCGCUGCCCCUACCACUACGUGGAGAUCAUGGCCUGCCCGUCAGGUUGCUUGAACGGCGGGGGCCAGCUCAAGGCUGCGGACACAACCAGCAAGCAGCUUCUCCUGCAGGUGGAGAAAAAGUACAGCAUGGUCAGGACACGGGCACCAGAGGACAUACCUGAAGUCCAGGAGUUGUACCAGCACUGGCUGCAGGGUGAGGGCUCAGAGCUGGCUGGCCGCCUGCUGCACACUCAGUACCACGCAGUAGAGAGGCCCAGCUCAGGCCUCAGCAUCCGGUGGUAGGCGCCUUCCGGUCGGCGAGGCCACACACCCUCAGCCGCGGGGGCCUUCUCCAAAACUCAGAGUGAGCUGCAGGACUGUGCUGGGCCCCGGUGGCGCUCACCAGGGGCCACCUCGCACAGACGGCCUGCACACACAGCCCGUGCACGGAUAGCCUCGCUCAGACGGCCCACACACACGGCCCGUGCCUCCGGACUGGCCCUGCUGGGAUGGGGCAGCCAAAGGGAGCUUCCAGAACCUCCUUCUCUGGCCAGAACUGACUUGCAAGAGCGCCGACGCCCCACUCCUGGCUGUGAUGACCCACUCCUGGUGAACCCCAUUCCUGCUCUCCAGGGUCAACCCUGAAGCCGGUGCAGAGGGCCACGGGGCUGGACUGCCCCACAUGGGGCCUGGAAGGGAGGGGUGCCUGGCGCCCUCAAACCAGGUGUGUGUGAGGAAGAUGGGGGCUGGGCUGUCCCCAGUCUGGCCCUCACCUGGUCCGGCCUUGUCCUAAUAAACAGAUGGCAUUUGGCAUGUCACUGAA
Dipodomys spectabilis (banner-tailed kangaroo rat) is the source of this 1990-nucleotide messenger RNA. RefSeq names its product cytosolic iron-sulfur assembly component 3 (gene Ciao3). Gene Ontology annotation, biological process: iron-sulfur cluster assembly. Lineage: Eukaryota; Metazoa; Chordata; Mammalia; Rodentia; Heteromyidae. The record is from RefSeq and is a predicted model, not a curated record. The transcript has 11 exons. The coding region runs from base 43 to 1470 and encodes 475 amino acids. Gene Ontology annotation, cellular component: cytosolic [4Fe-4S] assembly targeting complex. Gene Ontology annotation, molecular function: 4 iron, 4 sulfur cluster binding.